AUGGGUUGCAGUUGUAGUCGAGUUGCACCAGUAAUAGAGCCGGUACCUGAUGCCAUUCUGAAGCCAACAAAUCAAAAUGAUUCUGCAGAAAAAGAAGAAAGGAAAAAGCAUAAACGCCCUUUAAGUAAUGACCACACACAAGACGAUUAUGACAAUAAACGAUUAGUAAUUUCUCCUAUCAAUACACGAGAAACUCCGAUCAUUGAUCGAUUACAAAGCGAUCAUGAAUAUGUCGAAAUCGAAGUUUCUGAUCCACAAGCAUUCAACGAUGCAUUUAUUCAACAACGUCAAAAAGUAAUUAAUAAUCAAUCUUAUCGAGUAACAAUUCAAUCAUGGCGUCCGAAUUCACUAGCACAAUUAGUUAGUGCUAUAAAAUCUUUAUCAGAAAAUAAAUCAUUAAUAGAUUGUCAUUGGAUUAUUUUCUAUUGGAUUGCGUGUAAUAUUGAAUACGAUGUUGUAUCAUAUUUCAGCAAAAACUAUGCCGAUCAAUCAGCCGAAGGUGUAUUUCGUACAAAGAAAGGUGUUUGUGCCGGUUAUGCAAAUAUAUAUAAAUAUUUGUGUGAUCAAUUAAAUAUAUCAUGUGAAAAAGUUAGUGGUUAUUCGAAAGGUUAUGGAUUUGAUGAACGUGAAGGUGCACCUUCUGAGACCGAUCAUGCAUGGAACGCAGUUGAAAUUGAUCAUCACUGGUAUUUAAUGGAAUCAACAUGGGGUGCUGGACAUCUUACAGAACAAAAAGCUUUUCAACAUGAAUUAAACUCUUAUUAUUUUUUUCCUCGUCCUAAUGAAAUGAUUUAUCACCAUUUACCGGAAAAUGAAAAAUGGCAAUUAUUACGAGAACCAAUUAAAAUGGAACAAUAUGUACAAUUGCCUAAAAUUCAUCCUAUUUACUUUCAACUGAAUCUUAAUUUGAUUAGUCCACGUCAUCAAGUUAAUGUUGAUCUUCUACCAGGAAAACCAUAUGCAUUAGUUCUUAUGCGAGCACCAUCUGAUGUUCAUCUUAUAGCAGAUUUAAAAUUACAUAAUCAGAAAAUUGAAGGUGGUCAUCGUCUUGAAUUUGAUAAUAACAAACAAGUGUAUUGUUGUUAUUUUGCUCCGAAUAGUAUUGGUAAACAUAAAAUUACAAUUUAUGCUAAGCAAGGUGACACACAAGAAGGUACAUACAGCGGAGCACUUGAUUUAACUCUUAAUGUUAAUGAAAUACCAAAAAAUCCAAUUAGUUUUCCAGAAAUAUGGAAGAAAUUUUUUGAUUUAAAUCUAAAUAUAAUUUCACCGAAAAAUACACAUUUGAUCAAAGUACACAAUGGACAAACACAUGCAGAAAUUCUAAUUCAAACACCUAACGAUGUCGAAUUACUUGGGCGACUUGUUGAUAUUCAUGGAGAAAAGAUAGAAGGUGGAAAUCAAGUGUUUUAUGAUCGAGAUAAAAAUCUAUGGCAAUGCAAAUUUGCGCCGAAUCAUGAUGGAAUGUUCAAUGCUGAAAUUAUGGCUAAGAAAAAAUCAGAUACAGCUCUCUACACAUCUGCUGUAUCUUUUAAAGUCGACGCUCGAAAUAUUCCAACACCGCCAUUAUCUUAUCCAGUUACGUGGCCACUUUUCUAUGAGCUUGAUCUUAAAAUAGAAGCACCGCGGAAUCGUGCAACUGCUAUAUGGCCUGAAAAUGCAUCUUACACUGAAAUUCGUAUGUCAGCACCCAAUAAUCUUGAACUUUCAUGUGACAUCAUAUUUAAUGGCAGUAAAAACGAAAAUUGUGCAUUAACACAAUUUGAUAAUGACAAACAACAGUGGCAUCUUUUGUUUGCACCUCAACAUACAGGUCUUCAUAAACUCACGAUUUAUGCUCGACGUCAAUCUGAUUCUCAAACAUCGUUCAAUGCAGUCGCAGAGUUUGAUCUCAACGUUACAAAACUUCGAAAAACAAUCAAAUUUCCCCUAACAUACACUAAAUUUCAAACCAAUAAAUGUCGAAUUUAUGAACCACUUCAUGGUACACUUAAAAGAGACGCUAUUUUACCCAUCCAUUGUGUUAUUCCUGGAGCAGAUGAUGUAGAUUUACAAGUUGAUUCUCAAUGGAUGAAGGCAAAAGGAUACGAAGACCCCGUUUUAAGAACAGAGAUAAAAGUUGGGUCAAAAGAUGUAACUAUCUAUGCGAAAUAUAAGCAAAAUACAAGCUAUGAUGGACUUGUGCGAUAUUCUGUUGAAUAA
This is a messenger RNA of Rotaria sp. Silwood2, 2202 nucleotides long. The record is from the annotation of a GenBank genome assembly. NCBI's taxonomy places the organism in Eukaryota, Metazoa, Rotifera, Eurotatoria, Philodinida, Philodinidae.